Messenger RNA from Gordionus sp. m RMFG-2023, 1507 nucleotides. RefSeq names its product small ribosomal subunit protein uS9m-like. Lineage: Eukaryota; Metazoa; Nematomorpha; Gordioida; Chordodea; Parachordodidae. Gene Ontology annotation, cellular component: mitochondrial small ribosomal subunit; ribosome. The record is from RefSeq and is a predicted model, not a curated record. Gene Ontology annotation, biological process: translation. The transcript has 13 exons. Gene Ontology annotation, molecular function: RNA binding; structural constituent of ribosome. Bases 107 to 1321 code for a protein of 404 amino acids.
AAGGUUUCGUACGCAACUCAACCAAUCAAAUCAUAAUAAACAAUUGUGAAAAAUAUUAGGCAUAUUGUCUUGUUAUCUCUAGUAUUUGUUUUUUUGCGAUUGAAAAAUGAUAUUGAGAAGAUUUAUAUUUAAGAAUAUACAAUCAUUUAGAUGUAUUAGUAAAAACUUAGAUACGCAAGCGAAUGAAUUAGAUAUCGAUAUUCAUGAGAUUGAGACCGUUAAAAGAUUAAAUAGAGCGAUGAAAUAUUUUUUUAAAAAAUCUCAAGAAUUAGAAAAUCAAAUGAAGUCUAAAACUGCUGAAUUUGAAAUUGGGAAAAGACAUUUAGCUAAUAUGAUGAGUUUAGACCCAGAAAGCCUCAAUCAAAAAUCAAUUGAUGAAGCAAUUGAGUAUUUAAUGCCAUCAGGUUUGUUUUCUAUCAAAUCAAGGCCCAAAAUGAAGCCUCCUGAAGAAAUAUACCCAAAACAAAAAGAAUUACAAUUUGAUCAAGAAGGCAGACCUUUUAAUGCUUUUUAUUACACAGGAAAACCAAACUAUUAUUGUCUAAUAUAUGAAAUAGCUGAACAUAUUGAGAAAUUAAAUGAAAUACAAUAUAAAAUGGAAAAAAAAUAUAAAGGAAAAAAUGAAGAAAAUGAAUUAAUUAAAAAAAAAUUAGAUAUAACUGGUACUAAAAUACUAUCUAAGGAAGCACUAGAAAAGAAAUUGCUAGAAACAAUAUCCUCUACCCAAUACACACAUUUUAUGAAUAAUUUUGAGCGAUUAUGUAAUCAUCCAUAUGCAAAUGAGUUAAAAGAUUUUAUAAUAACAAACACAGAAAAAUUGGACAAAAGCAAUAUUUUGUUAGAUAUACCACCAAUUCUUAAAGAUGAACACGGAAAUUUAUAUAGUCAAGCUUAUGGCAAAAGAAAAACUACAUGGGCUCACGCUAAAUUAACUCAAAUCGAUAAACUUGAAGAUGAAUUGAUUAAUUUACAAUUACCCUUAAUCAGCAUAAACAAGGACAAAGAUAUAACUUACUUUCCUGAUUUGAUUCAUAGGGGACAUUUACUUUUACCGCUCACAUUUUGGGGACAUUCUUCUUACCUUGACACUUUUAAGAUAGAUCUCAGAAUCCAAGAAGAUGCUAAAAAAGUUAAAGAUUGGUCUUGCAAAGCCGGGGCAUGCCGACUUGCCAUAGCACGAGCCAUCACUUCCUUUCUCAAUCCUAAUCAGAUAGAAAAAAUGAGAUUAGCUGGUUUGCUCUCCUACGAUCCGAGGACAAAAGAGAGAAAGAAACCUGGUCAAAAAGGUGCCAGAGCCAAAUUUACAUGGCGGAAGCGAUAGAAAUAAAAACGAAAUAUUUUAUAUUUUUUCCAAAACAUUUAAAAGAUUUCUUUUUAUGGCUAAAACAUAUAUGAUAUUUUUGUCUCUUUUCUUUCAAUACGUCUUUCAAAUUCCAUUUAUAUACUUGUAUAUUAAUUAAAUAAUGAUUAUAUUUGUCAAUAAAUUUUAAAUUGUGGUUUUAUUCAU